AGUUAUAACAGUUCUAAAUUUUUUUGAAGGCAUGCGAAAUCCAAACUAUAAAGGGAAAGAAUAAAAGAAUUACAAACUACAAGUAAGAAUAAAUUAAUAAUUUCAAUCCAACAGAAGAGGAGGAAGAGGAAGAGCCAGAGUAGAGAGAAAGUGCCUUAGAGACGAAGGAAAAGAUUACCCAUUUGCCUUCCUCUCGUCUUUCUCUAUCUCCGUCUCACGUCUCUUUGAGUUGUUCAUUGUUGGGAUCGAAUCUCUGGGUUGAAUUUAAAUAAUCCAUUUCUUCCCCAAAGAUCAGAAAUUUGCAGAGCAGAGAGAGACAUAAGCAGAGGAACGCCCAAAGUAUGAGAUGGCAAUAGUUUCGACGAAAAUCAAGAGGGACCAAUUGAAGCCUGGAGAUCACGUAUUUUCCUGGAGGGAGCUCUAUGUCUAUGCCCAUCAUGCCAUAUAUGUCGGUGAUGGAAAGUUGAUCCACUUCACUGUAGCUGCAAACAGGGAAAUUGGCUCAGGAACUGUGUCAAGUAAUUUUGGCUCAACGUCAUCAUCCCGUUAUGCAGCAUUUCCCUGUCCAAUAUGUGGUUAUCAUUCAAGGCUUGGUGGUGUGGUCUCUACCUGCAUAGAUUGUUUUCUUUAUGGUGGAGAUCUUUAUCUCUUUAAAUAUGGUGUUAGUAUGGCCGAAUUACUUGCCAACCCUCGAAGUGCUACUGUGUGUACCCUUGCCUCUUCCGAUCCAUCUGAAGUUGUCUUGCAUCGCGCGUUUUAUCUUCUUGAGAAUGGUUUUGGUGCCUACGACCUUUUCGAAAAAAAUUGUAUAGACUUUGCGCUUUAUUGCAAAACAGGCUUGAUAGUGUUGCCUGGUGCCCAAAGGAGUGUGCUCUCUCUCCUUGCUCUCGCUGUUGCUGCCUUGUCUACAAUACCUCUUGGAAAUUUUGGUUUUGCAGUUUCGGUUUAUGGCACGUACCGCGUUAUUAGAUUGGCUCAUGAUAUUGGAUUCCGUGAUGAUGCUACUAAAAUAGAAGUUGAGGAGCUUGUUCGUCGUUUCCCUUAAGCUUCUGUGGCUGCAACUGAAACAGCGAAGGAAGAAUAGUUUAUCAUAAACAAAGUUGUACCUUUAGAUUGUUGUUUUAUGUAUUGCCUUUGUUGAAUGUUGAGGUUAUUUACUUCGUUGGUUCUCUUGAACCAUUUAUGGAGUUGUGAAAUCUCUACCAUCUUCACAAAUUGGAGAUACAAAGUGUAUGCAACUUUGACAUGAAUUCAAGUUUUUAAAAUCUCUUAUGAUCGA
Ziziphus jujuba (common jujube) is the source of this 1279-nucleotide messenger RNA. RefSeq names its product protein LEAD-SENSITIVE 1-like. NCBI's taxonomy places the organism in Eukaryota, Viridiplantae, Streptophyta, Magnoliopsida, Rosales, Rhamnaceae. The record is from RefSeq and is a predicted model, not a curated record. The transcript has 2 exons. Bases 347 to 1045 code for a protein of 232 amino acids.